Messenger RNA from Cyphellophora europaea CBS 101466, 1782 nucleotides. RefSeq lists its product as uncharacterized. NCBI's taxonomy places the organism in Eukaryota, Fungi, Ascomycota, Eurotiomycetes, Chaetothyriales, Cyphellophoraceae. The transcript has a single exon. Bases 1 to 1782 code for a protein of 593 amino acids. The record is from RefSeq and is a predicted model, not a curated record.
AUGCCGGGCGUAGCGUUACCGCCAAUGACGACGCGCCAGGCCAAACGAGCUGCGAGGAAAAGUACCGCUCAAUUCAAAUAUUCCGCAUCUCAGAUGCGGAGGGCUGAUCGUAUCGAUGAACUUGAGGAGCGUCGCAAGAACCUUGAGGACAAGGAUCGCAAGCGUAAGUUGAACCAGCGCAAGCGUGAUGAGCAAGCGAUCAAGGAUCGCGAAGCACAGCGGAAGCUUCUCACCGAAGGGAAGAUAUCUGUUGAGGACACCUGGGGAAAGGUGACCGCCAGCCAACCAAGACUUAAUACCUUCUUCACUAAGAAGAUCAGUGGAAACCGACAAUCUGUUCUCAAUGAAUCGGCAAACGUCGAGAACAAGGCGAACGGCCUUGCAUCGAACAAUGACGAAGCUGUCGACAAAGCUUUUGAUUCGCAGGACACACUGGUGGCCAGGGGGGACGUACCGCAUGGUGUAGCUCUGCCGAUACUUGAUGAGGUAUCGGAUGCUGACCUGCUCAAAUUGCUGCCAUCGCCAUCGCCGCCGGGGAAACUUACUCCCGCACAACUUUUGUUGUCAUGCGAAAUUUCGCAACACAAAACCACGGUACCUCGUUCAGCGGUAUCUUUGUCAUCACCAUCUGCAACUCCUGACAAGAUGUCGUCCAGAAAGCGUAAGCAGCGCCCUUCCUCGUCGCCCGAGUCAACCCCAGAGCGGGCCCUGAUCAACCCUGCAGCUCGCCAGCCGUCUUUUGAGAUAUUCGAAGACAACGCUGAAGCCACAGAGCCUCUGCAGCCGCAGAUUGCUUCAUACUACGACACCGCUCGCUCUAACGACGACGGCAACAUUCCUACUACUGUGGAUGAGCCUCGCGUUGCGCUAGCCGUCCUCAGUGAUGACCAGCUGGAGGAACGCGACGAUCGCAUCGCUUCCGGACUAGACUUGGCCACACCUCCGGCUCGCAACCAACAGCAUCAGAUCACAACAUUUCAAGACCACAUUGGCGCCGACGACGAGAGCGAGAAUGACGAGAACCAAGAGAAUCAAGAGAAUCAAGGCCACAUCAACCAAGAUGCAACCCCUGCCGAUGCCGCAAAUGCCGGUACCACAGAAGCCCAAGCCCUCGUCCCUAGAACCCGGCGCGGGGCGAACAGUCCUUUCGAAGCCGAGACUGCUCGCAACAUCCCACUCGUCCGACGACCUGCACCUGGUCCCGACCCUAUGCACCGCCGUACAAUCAACAACGAUGACCACUUCUACGAUCUCAACGAUUUCGACACUAGUUUCGCCGAUGACCACGCCGAGAACAACCCUUCCGGCACUGCCCAUACCACCACCGACUACGGCGAUGACGGUAUCCCCGACGAGAUGCUGGCUGCAGUCCUGUCUCCCGCGCAGCAGCAGAACGCUGCGCCGCGAAGAUUCGGACCCAGGCCAAUCAUCCCCUUCCUCGUUCCCGCGCGGGACGACAGCCCCGACCACCCGGCCUCGACCAGUGAGUCUUCGGACUCGAUCUCCGACCAAGAUCUGCUGGCCGCCGAGCGCCGCCUCGUCGAGGCGCAAGCACAAGCACAAGCACAACCCCCGGUCCGCGGUCCCCGUGGCACCCGCGACUCGAGCACCCCGACGCGGCGGUCGCCCCGGUCGUCGGGCCACAGCUUGAUCGCGGCGACAGAGGCGUAUGAGAGAGGUGAAGACGAGGAGGACGAGGACGAGGUGAAUGGGGACGAGGUGAAUGGGGACGAGGUGAAUGGGGACGAGGUGAAGAAGGACGAGUUCUUCGAUGAGGCUUAG